UGACAAGACCCAGCGCUUCUUCGAUCAAACGGUCACCGACCUCCCCUUCUUCCUCACUCUGGAGCCGAUUGAUCGUUCCCCGGCGUCUCAUCGCCACCGCUCCUCUGCACAUUUCGAUGUGAUGGAGACGGGGUAUGACUUCAUUCUCGGCACUCCGUGGUCUCGUCGGUUCCGCAGCACCGAGGCCGAUUGGGCGACCAACACUCUCGUUCUCGAAACGAAGUGUGGACAGACGUAUCGCGUACCUUUCAUAGGUACCACGGCGAUACCACGCCCCGAUCCUCCUCCUCGAGAGCCGUCAGUGCCCACACCAUCCCCCUCUAUCACCGUCACCUCGCCUCGGCAGUUCGCUCACUUCAUUCGACAGGACGACAUCACCUUCUUUAUGGUGGACGUGACGGAUCUCUUACAAUAUGAUCCACCCUGUCCCGACGCCGAGCUCAUCCCUCUGCAGCCAGAUCCUCCCUCUAUCUCCAUGGUUCCCAUCUCUACUUCCGUCCCUCCGCCGUUCGUCGAGUCCMCCCCGCCGUUGAGCGCUGACGCUGACGCUGAGGAACUCGCACGAUAUACGGCUGACCUGGAGCCCGUAGUCCGUGACCUCAUCCGAGAGUACCACGACGUUUUCCCAUCGUCGUUCUCGUACGCCGGCAUCCCACCGAUGCGUGACGUCGAGCACUCGAUUCAGCUUGUGCCUGACUAUCGUGUUCACCACCAGGCACCCUACAGACUCUCGAUUCCCGUGGCCACCAAACUCAAGCGUCAGCUUGAGGAGCUCCUGAGACUGGGUUUCAUUAAACCCAGCAACUCCCCGUGGGGUGCACCCGUCCUCCUUGCUCGCAAAGCGGAUGAAACUCUCCGUCUCUGCAUCGACUAUCGCGGUCUCAACCGCUACACGGUUAAGAACAGCUACCCCAUGCCUCGUUCCGAUGAGCUGUUCGACCGCCUAGCAAGCAACCGCUUCUUUACGAAGAUUGAUCUUCGUCGCGGUUACCAUCAGAUCUGCGUCGCUGCAACCGACCAGCCGAAGACAGCGUUCCGAUCGCGCUUCGGCCACUACAAGUUUACGGUGAUGCCAUUCGGUCUCACCAAUGCACCCGCCACCUUCCAGAGGGCGAUAAAUGACAUCUUCAGGGACAUCGUGGAGCAGUACGUUCUCGUCUACCUCAACGAUAUCCUGGUCCACAGUCGUACCCUUGAGGAGCACAUCAGACACCUCCGCGACGUCCUUGACCGCUUGCACAGACAUGGCUUCUACGCCAAGCUGAGCAAGUGCCGCUUUGCCCAGCACAAAGUGGAUUUCUUAGGACACUACSUGUCUGACCAGGGUCUCCAYAUGGACGACGCRAAGAUCACUGCUAUUGCGGAGUGGCCYKCYCCCACAUCCGCCAAGCAGCUUCGCAGCUUCCUAGGCCUGACCAGCUACUAUAGUAACUUCAUCCGGGGAUACGCUAGGUAUUCCUACGUCCUUACCUCCACCCUCCUCCGGAAGAACCCACCCUGGGCUUGGACACCACUCCAUGAGGACGUCUUCCGCGCCCUCAAGAAGGCGGUGACAUGCGCACCGGUUCUUCACUUACCCGAUUUUGACCGCCCUUUUAUCCUUACCACCGAUGCGUCAGACUUUGCUGUAGGAGUAGUGCUUUCUCAAGUCUUCCCCUCCUCUCCUGAUUCCUCUCAUCCUCGUAUCCCUCGCUUCCCACCACCUACCCCUACCACUGCUUCCCGACUGACGCCUACUCGUCCAGCUACCGACGAGCCUUCUAUUGACUAUUCUCCUACCAUCGUCGAGGACGACACUGUCGAGUCUCGCUCCGGUGAUUGUCCGAUAGCCUUCUACUCUCGUCUGCUCCUGCCCGCCGAGAUAAACUACACUGCUGAUGAACGUGAGUGUCUGACCUGUCAGGAGGUGAACAGUGCGGACCACCUGCCUUAUGGUUUGCUCCAGCCUCUUCCUAUCCCAGAGGGUCGUUGGCAGUCCAUCUCGAUGGACUUUAUCGGUCCUCUUCGUCCUCCAACCCCUCCCGGUCAUGAUGCUAUCCUGGUCGUCGUCGACCGCUUCACGAAGAGUGCACGCUUUGUUCCGUGCCGCUAUGCCAUCAGUACACAUGAGGUCGCCGACAUCGUGUUCGACCGAGUCGUGCGUGACCACGGCUUACCUCUGAGCAUCAUAUCUGACCGUGACCCGCGUUUUACCAGCCGAUUCUGGCGACGGCUCCACGAGGUAUACGGCACUCAGCUCCGCUUCUCCUCGUCUUACUAUCCUCAGACUGAUGGUCUGACCGAGAUCACGAACAGGACUCUCGGAGAUAUUCUUCGAAAGAUUGUUCGUCAUGACUUGCAGUGGGAUCUUCAUCUUGCCUACGCGGAGAUAGCUUACAACCACGCCGUCUCGCCAACCAGGGGAAUGUCGCCUUACUAUCGCGACCUCGGCUAUCACCCUCGUGUUCCUGGGGACUUCCUUCGACCGUCCGAGAUGCACCCUGACACGAGUUAUCCCGCGCUGGAUGAUUGGGUUGCACACAUGACGUCGAUUAUGAAGACCGCACAUGAGCACAUAGCCGCUUCCCAGACUCGCAUGGCAACACGUGCGAACCGAUCGAGAAUGGAUCAUCCAUUCAAAGUCGGUGAUGAUGUGCUUAUCGACGCCCGCCACUUACAGCUCGAAGCAGACAUGCUUCGCAAGUUUCGGCGUCGCUUCUUUGGCCCAUGCCGCAUCCUCCAGGCCGUCGGUUCUGAUACAGCAUCUAGCCCGGUCAGCUUUCAUGUGAAGCUGCCCGACUACCUACGCCAGGCUCGUGUGCAUGAUGUCUACCACGUCUCCUUACUGCGUCCUUAUCGCAGACCGUCUGAGCGUUUCACUGGACGACCAUACGAGCGCCCUCAACCCAUCAUGGUGGACGGACACGAGGAGUUCCUCGUUUUAGACAUCAUUGGUCGCCGAGUCACCGACGACAACCCUCCCCACGUCGAGUAUCUCGUAUGUUGGAAGGGUUACCCUGAUGAGGAGGCUACCUGGGAGCCCCUCGAGCACUUGCAGCACGCUCGCAUGUUGGUGCGUGCCUAUGACCAUGCUCGUCGUGUUGGGUUCACUGCUCCUCCUCAGCCCACUGACCCUCCUCCUUCUCCUCUGGCUGAGGAGACCGCUGAAGUCGAGCCUGCUCCAGCUGAGGCAGACCUUCAGCAGCAGCCGGAUGCUUCUGAGUGUCCACAGCGCACUCGUCGUCGUCCUGCUCGAUACGACGAUUGGCUCGUACUUACCUUCCCACGUCUUCGACUUCUGAGUACUCCAUCCACAUCAGUUUUGCUACUUCAGCCCGUCGACGCUGCGGCUCUUCCUCGACGACAUUCCGGACUUCUCAUCGUGGACGUCAUCGACAGCUUCAUGGACUUCAUCACGAUCAGCUCYGCCUACUUCAGACGUCGCCACUCUCUUACCACUCUACCCUGUACAGUACCUUGCUGGUGUCGCAUGAUGGUCUCCCUUUAGCCGGGUUCCUYUGAGUUGGGCUCUCCCUUGGUAUACGCAUAGGCAUCGGGACCGUA
This is a messenger RNA of Chara braunii, 3543 nucleotides long. Lineage: Eukaryota; Viridiplantae; Streptophyta; Charophyceae; Charales; Characeae. The record is from the annotation of a GenBank genome assembly.